This is a messenger RNA of Zychaea mexicana, 1149 nucleotides long. Its product is annotated as coiled-coil domain-containing protein 55-domain containing protein. The record is from RefSeq and is a predicted model, not a curated record. Gene Ontology annotation, biological process: regulation of alternative mRNA splicing, via spliceosome. NCBI's taxonomy places the organism in Eukaryota, Fungi, Mucoromycota, Mucoromycetes, Mucorales, Lichtheimiaceae. Bases 1 to 1149 code for a protein of 382 amino acids. The transcript has 4 exons.
AUGAAGUUUGGAUUAAACGUAAAAGCUAAAAAGCCAAGGCCAAGAUUUACGCCAAAAAACACAUUUGCCCAAGACGAGAGCGAUGACAGUGGAGACAACGACGAUCAACAACAGCAAGCCUCUAAAUCCGGCAAAAGCAGUAGUAGUACCAGUAAAGACAAGAAUAAGCACCGCAGCAACGUCAAUCAACAACUUUCCAAAGUCAACACAGCCAGUAAAAAGAUCGCUGAAGAACAUGCCAAAGCAUUGCAAGAAGACGCCAAUAUUUUUGAUUAUGACGCCGUAUACGAUGAUUUGAAACAAGCCGAACAAAUUAAAAAAGAGGCCUUGAAGGGACCAGAAACAAAAAAGCCAAAAUAUAUCCAAGGGCUAUUAGAAAUGGCAGAAGUUCGGAAAAAGGAUCGAUUAUUGGCGGAGGAGAAAAAGGUUGCUCGUGAACGUGAGGCAGAAGGUGAUGAGUUUGCCGACAAGGAGGUCAUUGUGACUGAAACUUUUAAGAAGCAUAAGGAAGAAAUGGAACGAAUUGAAGCCGAAGAACGUAAACGAGAAGACGAGGCAAACAAGGGCAAGAAGAUGGCAUCCUUUUACAAACAAAUUUUAGAUAAAAAGGACAAAGAGCGCGAAGCAAUAAUGCGACACUUGAAGCAAAAGAAGGAGCAAGAGGCGAGUGGAAAGGAACAAAGAGACAAACAAGAUGAAAAAGAAGCGUUGGAUGUCGAUCUAGCGAAACAAGCUGAAAGCGAAGGAAAGCAAGUCAUGCUCAACGAUAAUAACGAAAUUGUGGAUCGACGGCAGCUGCUUGGUGCUGGAUUGAACGUACGACCCAAGUUUGGCUCAUUCGGCUCAUUGGCCGACGAGAGCGCCCAAGAACGACAGAAAGAAUAUGAUGAAUACAAGCGCAAGAAGGUUGAGGAAUACGAGGCACGACGAAAGGGUGGUGGUAAUGCAGAAGAACGAGAACGAUAUAGCCAAGAAAUCGAAAAGCAGAUGAUGGAGACACGUCAAAAGGAGCGUGAGGCUGAAGAAGAACGACAGCGGGAAUUGGAACAGAAGGCUGCUACUAAACGUACUACGGAUGAGGCAGCAAUGAGUGCUAGAGAACGUUAUCUAGCUAGAAAAAAGCAAAAGUUGCAAGAAACAUCUUCAUGA